GCUAGGGGGCGCUACUCUGUCAAAAAUGGCUGCCUCCAUUCUUAAACGCUUCAUAACAACCGGCAUAAUUCAAAGGAUUGCUGUGAAUGCUACUAGGGGUAUCCACAGGACAGUUCCAGCUAUGGCUGCUGUUGAUGAUAAAUUCAAAGAAUCUAAAGACAGACUCAAUACGCUGAAGGAAGACCCUGGCAAUGCCAUUAAAUUACAGAUGUAUGCACUUUUCAAACAGGCAACUAUAGGGAAAUGCAAUGCCCCUAAGCCUGGGAUGAUGGACUUUGUUGGAAAAGCAAAAUGGGAUGCCUGGAAUGGUCUUGCAGAUAUGACACAGGAUGAGGCAAAACAAAAAUAUAUUGAAAUUGUUGAUGACUUAGCUGGGAAGGAGUCACCAGCAUCAGCACCUCCAAGUGAAGAAAAAACACAAGCAUCAAAGUUCCAAACCAUUGAUGUAACCAAAAGUGAUGGAGUCUGUAAAAUUAUGCUCAACAGACCUGAGAAGAAGAAUGCUAUCAAUUUCCAGAUGUAUGAAGAGAUUGGUAAUGCUCUGACAGAGGCUGGGCAGGAUGAUAGUGUAGUUUUGGCUGUGCUCACAGGCUCUGGAGAUUAUUACUGUAGUGGAAAUGAUCUCGGAAACUUCAUGAAUGUUCCACCAGAUGGUAUAGCAGCAAUGGCAGAGAAAGGCGGAAUAAUCUUGGAGAAAUUUGUGAGGUCAUUUAUAGACUUCCCUAAGCCCCUGAUAGGUCUCAUCAACGGGCCGGCCGUCGGCGUUUCGGUGACUGUCCUUGGACUCUUUGAUGCUGUAUAUGCCUCAGAUAAGGCAACCUUUCACACACCUUUUACAGCACUGGGACAGUCCCCAGAAGGCUGUUCUUCCUACACCUUCCCAAGGUUGAUGGGUACACCUAAGGCGAGUGAGUUGCUGAUCUUCAACCGGAAGAUAACAGCAGUUGAGGCGAUGGAGAGGAACCUUGUCACUGAGGUGUUUCCUGACCACUCUUUCCAACAAGAGACCACAACAAGAGUGGCAAAGUUUGCAAAACUCCCAAAAAAUAGUUUGCAAAAGGCUCGAAACCUUUCAAGAGACCAGCAGAGAGAAACAUUACAUCGUGUAAACAAACAGGAGUGUGAUGUACUUGUGGGGAGAUGGCAGUCCGAGGAGUGUUUAAUGGCUAUCAUGAAUUUCUUUUCUUCUAAAGGAGCCAAACUUUAAUGACAAGUCUUCUCGGGUAGUUACAUUUGGUAUACAUGUAUUUAUUUAGAUUUGAUAAUUUUUGAUUUAGAUUUGAUAAUUUUGUAAGUUAAUAAGAAGAUAUGCGGAGUAAAACUUGAUUUGUUGUCUCGGGUAAAACAGUUAUUACAUAUGUAUAUUAGCAUACAUAUAUGGGGCGCAUUAUUUUUCUCCUCAACAUGAAAUGGCUGGGGCCAUAGUAUUUGCUCUGUCCUUUGGUCCACAGAUCCGCUCAUCACACUUAAGGUAUACUUGUGUUUUAAGUCCCUCUCUUCAUCACAUAUUGUUUGGGGAUGGCCAAGCAGUAAUAAUCUCUGACAUAUUUACCUGAGUUUGAAGGUUUAGUGUGCGUUCAGCUCUAGUUCUACCAAAGAAGGGGACUAUGUUUCACAAAUAUUCUCUAUUGGAAGAAAUUGUGGUACAAAGUACAGAGAUGGUGUGAUAUAUUGAACAACGUUGUGUAUUUAUUAUAGGUAUUCCAACAAAUACCAGAUGUGUGUUACUAAUCAGUCUGUUCUUGCUUUUAAGGUUGUUUGUAAUAUUAUAAUUAAUGUUAUAUACAAUGUAUAUCUAUACAUAAAUAGAUUAUUGAUUCUGCAACAUUUUUAACAUUGAAACGACUGUUACAUUAAGAACAUCUUAAAAUUUAAACUUUUCUUUAUCUUUCGCUUCAAUGUUAGAAAUAGAUAUAUCUCAAUUAAUUUUGAUUUGUGCCAUUUCGAUAGGCUUAGUGGUAAAACUCAAUACUAGUGUCAAGGGAAAUUAAAAUCACGAAUCAUUCAUUACUUUGAAGAUAUUUUACUCUACCAGUACAUUGUGAAAAGAAACAAUUGCAUUUGGUACACUCACAAAAUUUCAAAAAUGUGUGAUUCUCUAAGUUAUUUAUGACAUAUGGGAAGUAAUCAAUAUUGUAUCAACAAAAUAUUUUGUUUCUUAUCAGGCUUCAAUCCAGUAAAUUCUUUCAAUACAUGCAAUGUAUGUUGACUUUCAUUUGAAUAAAGUGAUAUAUAUUUUAUUAAUA
Messenger RNA from Pecten maximus, 2246 nucleotides. RefSeq names its product enoyl-CoA delta isomerase 2, mitochondrial-like. The record is from RefSeq and is a predicted model, not a curated record. Gene Ontology annotation, molecular function: fatty-acyl-CoA binding. NCBI's taxonomy places the organism in Eukaryota, Metazoa, Mollusca, Bivalvia, Pectinida, Pectinidae. The transcript is spliced from 10 exons. Bases 26 to 1207 code for a protein of 393 amino acids.